This is a messenger RNA of Saccoglossus kowalevskii, 1026 nucleotides long. RefSeq names its product serine/threonine-protein kinase Nek5-like. Gene Ontology annotation, molecular function: protein kinase activity; ATP binding. Gene Ontology annotation, biological process: protein phosphorylation. The record is from RefSeq and is a predicted model, not a curated record. Lineage: Eukaryota; Metazoa; Hemichordata; Enteropneusta; Harrimaniidae.
AUGUGCACACCAUUCUGCCUGAGCAAGAAUAACGAGCAUGCAUUAUCUUUGGCUGAAGACAUUUUAUCUGCUUUGAAACAUCCACACAUUGUAACUUAUUAUGAAUCAUUUUUUGACCAAGGAUCACACCUUUGUAUUGUACAGGAUUACUGUGAUGGUGGUUCUUUGGAUGAAAAAAUCGAUACUGCCAGAGCAGGUGAAACAUUCCUACAAGAACAUCAAGUGAUGGAAUGGUUUAUACAGAUUGCCAUGGCUGUACAGUAUAUUCAUUCUAAAAAGAUACUACAUAGAGAUCUCAAAACACAAAAUGUCUUCCUCACAAAAAAAGGUGUAGUAAAAUUAGGUGACUUUGGCAUUGCUAGAACAUUGGACUACACUAUUGACAAAGCUAGUACAUGUGUUGGUACUCCAUGUUAUCUUAGUCCAGAAUUAUGUCAAGAUAUCCCAUACAAUAAUAAAUCUGAUAUCUGGGUAAGUCAGAUUGCCAGUGCAAUACUUGCCAUGCCGUUUGUACAAAAAUGCUUGACUUCAUUUAUUGAAGAGAGGCAAGAACUGUUACAGCAGCAAAAGAAACCGUCCAGACCACAUUCAAGUGAAGGGCAUUGUGGGAGUGGAGAUGCUGGUAAUGUAUCUGAGUUGUCCAUGGAUGUUACAAGUCUUGAUGUGACGGCCAAUAGUGAGAAUCUGUCUGCCAGCAGUAGCCCAGUGACUGGUCGUAAGUUAGCACCUCGUGAUUCUGGUGAAUAUUCUGAUGAUUUUACAAGCUCUGAUGAAGAUGAUGGUAAAGACAGUUCAGAAGAAGUGUGUGAAGUGGUUAUUGAUGAUGACAUUCCUGUAAUUGUUGUACAUUCACCAAGAACUAUAGUGUUAGGCAAUCAUGGAUUACCUGCUGUACAUAUGGAAAAGGAAAUAGAUUAUGCUGAUGACUUUGAAGAAGAGUUGGUCGAGUCAGAUCCUGAGCCUGAUGACACCCACCACAGCUGUACAGAUAGUUCACAUAUAAAUAGAGGAAUACAAAUUGUUUAA